GGGUGGGGGCAAGCGAGCGAGGAGGGAGGGAGAGGGAUGGUGCGCAACAGUCAUACCCUAAAGGUGUCAGGAGAGCAUCCAUAAAAGUGAAGAGAGAGAGACGUUUUUUUCGGCUGCCACGAUGCGAUUGGUCAGCCUGCAGCAGCGGCUGCGGCGUGCGGCGGAGCCAGAGGAGAAGGCUCCGCCCCCUCCGCCCCCACCGCCGGCCGUCCACAACCACAACUUCAUGAACAUGAAGAACAAGUUCUUCAAUGAACUGGACCACCUCCCCAACCAUAAGCUCAACAUGCCUAUGUGGGCCAUCGGGGCAAUAGUGGUGGUGGUUCUGGCCCUGGUGGGCUGCUUUGCCUUCUGCAUCUAUAAGAAGUGCUUGGGAGGGAAGAAGAAAGGGAAGAAAGUCCGCGAGAGAAAGGGUGGCGGUGGUCGCAGAAGGAGAAAGAAGGAUGGUGAAGGCGAGGGGGGUGAGGAGGAGAAGAAGGAGGGAGAGGAUAAGGAACAGGAGUUCUAUGGCAAGCUUGAGUACACACUUGACUACAACUUCAAUGACAAUGAGCUCGUUGUGGGGAUCCUGCAAGCUCAGGACCUGCCUGCCAUGGACAUGGGCGGUACCUCAGACCCUUACAUCAAAGUGUACAUGCUCCCUGACAAGAAGAAGAAGUUUGAGACCAAAGUCCAGCGCAAGAACCUGUCCCCCGUCUUCAACGAGACCUUCAAAUUCAAGAUCCUCUUUAAUGACCUGGCUGGCCAGUCCCUGGUGCUGCAGGCCUUUGACUUUGACCGCUUUGGCAAACAUGAUGUGAUUGGACAGAUCACCAUCGCCAUGAACAGCAUUGACCUGGCUCAGCCCAUUCACGAGUGGAAGGAUUUGGUUGGAGGAGAGAAAGAGGAGGAAGAGAAGCUGGGUGACAUCUGUAUCUCACUGCGUUAUGUGCCUACAUCUGGUAAACUGACUAUCUGUGUGAUGGAAGCCAAGAACCUGAAGAAGAUGGACGUCGGUGGCUUGUCAGAUCCAUUUGUCAAACUGGUGCUGCAACACAAUGGCAAGCGUGUGAAGAAGAAGAAGACGACCGUGAAACAGAACACCUUAAACCCGUACUUCAAUGAGAGUUUCAGCUUUGAGAUCCCUUUUGCUCAGAUCCAGAAACUUCAGGUGCUCAUCACUGUGUACGACUACGACAAGCUGGGCAGCAACGAUGCCAUCGGGAAGGCCUGGAUCGGCUUCGGCGCCACCGGUGUGGGCCUCCGCCAUUGGUCAGACAUGCUGGCCAAUCCCAGACGCCCGGUGGCUCAGUGGCACACUCUGCAGCAGGAGGAGGAAGUGGACGCCGCCCUCAAGCUUCCCAUCCGCUAAACACUAAUCCCAAACACAGCCUCCAACAUCACAAUCAACCCUGACCGUCAAUGGCACUUCUAAUUCUAACCUCGCCCCUAUCUGCUAGGCUAAAGCACAUGUGGUGAGAAUGCAAAUGCGCACGCCCAAAACACCACUCCUGACCUUGAACCUAACUCUUAAAAAGCACACUGAUAAGAAACAACAACAUAAUCGACAAAACACACCAGCACUUAGUCCUGUGCUUCCCAAAAUGACCUCCUUCUUUUGCACACAUCACACACCAGCUCAUAAUGUUUGUGUACUGUACCCACUCUAGUCAGCUGUCUAACCUAGCCGCACAGACACCUGUACUCACACCCAGAUCUUUAUCCUUUAAGCACAGCUUCAGCAUAUGGAGAGGAGUGUCUCAUUACUGUAGCCUAUGGUUUGUCUUGCAUCUGGAAAUGUCUCUGUGUCUUUCCUCGUCUCCCUUUGUAUAAAGCGUGUGCCCUGCACAAGAACUAUCCCCUCUGAAAUACAGAGAUGUAGCAUUAGAUAUGUUUUCACUGAGUAUGAAUAUUUCUUUUAAUAUCUCUUUUGAAUCAUUUGUCUUGUUUGAAUAUAUUGUUUGUGUAUGUGCGGGUGUGUUUGUAUGUGUAUUUGUUUUAUGUGUGUAUGUAUGUGUGUAUGUAUGUAUGUAUGAUUUUGUGUGUAUGUUUGUAUUUGUGUGUCUAUCACUGUCUGAGAGAUGUCUGGUUUGCCUACCAUCCCUGAAUGUACUGUUGCAACUGUAAAUAUUCUAGUGGAAUAAACAAUUCCAUAUGUAAAA
Messenger RNA from Clupea harengus (Atlantic herring), 2141 nucleotides. RefSeq names its product synaptotagmin Va (gene syt5a). NCBI's taxonomy places the organism in Eukaryota, Metazoa, Chordata, Actinopteri, Clupeiformes, Clupeidae. The record is from RefSeq and is a predicted model, not a curated record. Gene Ontology annotation, cellular component: axon; exocytic vesicle; plasma membrane. Gene Ontology annotation, biological process: synaptic vesicle endocytosis; calcium ion-regulated exocytosis of neurotransmitter. Gene Ontology annotation, molecular function: SNARE binding; calcium ion binding; calcium-dependent phospholipid binding.